Messenger RNA from Selaginella moellendorffii, 10181 nucleotides. RefSeq names its product serine/threonine-protein kinase SMG1. NCBI's taxonomy places the organism in Eukaryota, Viridiplantae, Streptophyta, Lycopodiopsida, Selaginellales, Selaginellaceae. Bases 9 to 9431 code for a protein of 3140 amino acids. Gene Ontology annotation, molecular function: protein serine/threonine kinase activity; protein binding. The record is from RefSeq and is a predicted model, not a curated record. Gene Ontology annotation, cellular component: nucleus. Gene Ontology annotation, biological process: nuclear-transcribed mRNA catabolic process, nonsense-mediated decay; phosphorylation. The transcript is spliced from 18 exons.
UGGCGGAGAUGCUGCUCCAGACGCUCGCCUCGCAGGUGAGGGCCGCGCACACAUUCGAUGAUCACGGCGGCGGCGGCGGUGCGGCGGUGACUGCUGCUGCUCUGCCGCCGCCGCCGCUCCUCCCAUCGGUCCAGGUAUGCACGCUGCUCAAGAUGAAUCUCCAGAUGCUCGCGGCGCAGGGGCUGGCAUUGCAUCCCUCGGCUGCAUUGCGGCUGCUGGAGACAGGAUCGCCGUUCUCGAAUCUUCGCCUCCACCCCUGUCAGGCGAUCACAAGCUCCGUGGCGGCGACCUAUGUGUAUUUCCUCCAGCACGGGUGCGAGAAGGUCGCUGUGGAGUCGGCGCUGUGCCUGAAAAGGGAGAUAGAAACUUUGAGCAGGAGCUUGGCGGGGAAGAAGGGGGCGAUGGGGCUUGUGGAAGCCGAGGUGGUUUCCCUUCUCAAGUUUGAUCUCUUGCUCCUGCUGAUGAGCGUGAGAGCAAAUGCCGCGGAGUCACAGGUCCAGAAGGUGAAAAGCAUCAUCAACUUCGUUCUCGAGAAGUCUGAUCCUUUUGAAGCUCCCGUUCGCUGGCACUCGGAGCUCCAGUUAGCGGUGGUCCAGGCCUUGCGGAGAGUUUUCUCCUGGAUAGUUCCUUGGGAGGUUGAUGCCGAGGGAGCCAUGGAGUUCUUCGGGAAAUGCAGUGUGGCUAUGGCUCGUGGCUUGGAGAAAGGGGUGGCGAGCUUAACCGUGAGGAUAGAGGUGCUGGAAUGGGUCGGCGAGUUUCCAAAGUGGUUUAGGAAGCUGGAAGGUAUGACUCUUCUCAGCAGCAGCUUGUUCGUGGCUUUAGUGGCUGCUGCUUCCGACGAGGAGCACACAGUGAGGCUGCAAGCUUCUAAGACUUUCGGUGCUCUUCUUCGCCACAAGUGCUUGAGCUCUUCUCAGCUUUACUCCGUGGCGAGUGCGGCGUUCGAGCAGCUUGGGGAUCCCGACCCGGGCAUCCAAGCUGCGUUUCGCGAAGUCCUCGCGACGUGCGCCUUGGGUGCGCUGUGGGUGCACGGAUGGAACUCGGAUUUAGAUGCGAAGGAAGAGGGGAACUUCGUUACUAAGAGGCCGCUUGAACGUGAAAAACACUGGAGAUCGGUUCUAUCAGCGAACCGUUUCGCGCUACAAUUGAGCCCGCCACAGGUGGUUUGCAUCCUGAAUUAUAUAUCUCAGCGUCCACAGAGCUUGCCAGCGGGGUGGCAGCAGCGUCUGGUUUUCAACUGCUUGAAGACCAAAAGUGCCGACGACAAGAAGCAGGGUGAUGGACUGGAUAGAAAGGAAGAUUUUAGUGUUGUGGAGGACGCUGCCCGUUUUGAUCUGGUGGAGAGCUGGUGCUGUAGUAGCAACAUGGCUGCUGCUUGGUUCAUUAUCCAGGAGCUAGCUCGUCACUGCAUCACUGUGAGGUUUCGUACUCACCUUGGAGGACCAACGCAGACAUUCGCAGCUCUCGAGCGAAUGCUGCUGGAUCUUCCCCAGCUUGUACAGUCGGAAUCGUCAGCAGCCAACACGUCAGAGCUGCUACCAAUGAGACUCCUUUUGGAGCUGGUUGAUAGCUUACAGAGGAACAUCUAUAACGCCUACGAAGGCUCACUAGUUUUGGAGGCCCCGUCCUUCUCCAGCGGCCUCUUCUUCCGUGCCAACAAGAAGGUUUGCGAGGAAUGGUUUGCCAGAAUCCGGGAAGCCUUGGUGAACGCUAGCAGCGUGAUACAGUGUCACUUUGGGACGGCCCAGCACGCUCUCUUUCGGCUGCAUGACUUGAGGCCGAUGGCACUAGCUGCGCUGCGGGACUUGCCGCGUAGUCAAGCUGCUGACGGCGGCCUGAGCUUGAAGGUGAAGCUCCAACAGGACGUUUUCCGUGUGCUUCGUCAUGGAUCUCUAGCACUAUGCAAGCUGCACGAGAGCGACUCCAUACUUGGACUUCAAGCGUGGGCAGUGACGGCGUUCGCUGGGUUGAUCCUUGAGGACGUUCACAAAGUUAGCUCUCCGCUGGGGCCGGUCGGGUGGAUGAACGGAUUGGCUUUUGAGGCGAGAGGAGAGUUUGAGAGAGCUGCAGCACAUUACUCGCAGCUCUUCCAGUCCGAAGAAACUUUAUCUGUUCUAGGCGCGGACGGAGUGCAGUUUAUCAUCGGCAGGAUUGUGGAAAGCUACGUCUCGCUCUCGGACUGGGAAGCUCUAGAAGGCUGGCUCCAGGAGCUGCAGGUUUUGCGUGCAAAGCAUGCAGGAAAGUCGUACACGGGAGCCCUGACGACUGCCGGUAUCGACAUGAACUCGAUACACGCACUGUCCCGUUUCGACGCUUCUGACAUGGAAGGGACUUGGGGAUAUUUGGACUUGACACCUCAGAGCAACAACGAGAUUACUAUCGAUCCUCGUCAGGCACUCCAGAGAAGCGAGCAGAUGCUGUUACAGGCCAUGCUGAGGAAGGAUAGUGAAGUAGAAGAUGCCGCUCGGGAGGUGAAGCUUGCUAGAGCUAUGCUGGACGGACCGUUGCUGGUAUCUUCGCUCGACGACCUCAGUGACGCUGCUCCGUAUUUGACACAGCUUCACUGCAUUGAAGUCGUGGAGUCUUGGAAGGGGCCGUCUGAACGCCAGGAAGGGAUACAGGAUAUCUCGCUGAAGUAUUUCAACCAUCCUGCGGACGAAGUGUACCAAGACUGCCACUUAUGGUUGAAGGUGUUACGUGUUUACAAGACGGUCUUUCCUCACGCGGGCGUCACUUCGACGUUGCGACGGCAGUUAAUCCGAUUGGCGAGAAAGCAUGGCAACUUCCGACUUGCUCGGAGGAUGCUGAAAGAAAUGGAUGGCGAGAACUGGGAUUCAAAGGUAGCGGCUUACGAGAACUCCUUGCUUCACUUUUCCGAGGGCCAGCAUGCAAAAGCCAUGACGGAGCUGUGGCCGCUGGUUAAGAACUUCAUUGCCGAAAGCGAACGGGCACUUCCAUUCGAAGGUGAUGUUAUGGCUGCAACGUCGUGCUUAAAACUUGGUUCCUGGCUACAAAAGAGGCGAACGGAGAAUGAUUUUGCCGGGUUGCUGUCGGAGAUGGACCUGACCAGUGGAUCUGGUGGCAUGAUUUUGGAGGAAGUCGCUGGCGCAGCAGUGAAAGCGGCAACGCUCCAUUGUCCGUCUUUUGGAAAGGCCUGGUUUUCUUAUGCUUCCUGGUGCUACUCACUCGCAAGGUGCGGUUUUUUCGGCAAUGAGACGCUGUCAAAGGCUAGCAUCUUUCCGCAAGUACUGGAGAAAGAGCUGAUUUCAAGUUCACCUUCCUUAACAGACGAGGAAAUGAUGAAAAUUCAGGCGAUGAUAAAAUCUCUUGGUAGUGAACUAGAGGACGCCAUCUUGGAAAUGCUGGUGAAGCGGGUAGUAUUUUUGCUGGAAGCGGCAGCAAGGGAAGCAGGCUUUGAAAAAUGGGAUGGAGAGUCUCUCAGUUUGCAGCUGCGCCAGGAACUACAGGUUCUCAAGCCGAGCAGCGUCCCGGGCCUUAUAAAUGAGCUCCUACAAGUUUGGUGGGGUGUUCGAAAGAGAAGAAUAUCCCUGUUUGGGUACGCUGCUCACGGGUUUCUGAAGUACAUGAGCUUGUCGAAUCGAACCACCGUGAGAUCCAACCCGCUGAAACAAGACUCGACGCUGAGCGCUUCGUUGUUUGUGCUAAAUAUCCUUCAGACUUGUGGAGUGGAGCUUGAAGAUAUACUUCAGCAGGGACUGUCCUCUAUACCGCCAUCUCCAUGGAAGGAAAUCACGCCUCAACUUUUUGCAUGCGUAAGCAGUCAUCCAGAGGCUAAAGUGAGGAAGCAGCUCGAGGGACUGCUAAUGAGCCUUGCGAACGUGUAUCCGUGGGCUAUAGUUUAUCCGACACUUGUACAUUUUAAUGCCUCAGAGGGCCAAUCGUCCGAGGAGUUGGAACGCAUCUUGAACUCUCUGUCAAAGUUGCAUCCGAAAGUAGUGAAUGACGUGCGGUUGAUGAUAGCUGAGCUCGGAUCAAUAACGUUUCUUUGGGAGGAGCAAUGGCUGACUACGCUUCAGGAUCUUCAUGCAGAUGUGACUCGUCGAAUCAUCACUUUGAAAGAAGAGGCUGCAAGAAUAGCUGAAAAUCAGACUCUUAGCCCCGACGAGAAGACAAAGAUAAACGCAGCAAAGUAUGCAGCAAUCAUGGCUCCAGUAUCGUAUGCAUUGGAGCGACGACUCACUCUUACAUCGAGACCAGCAGAAACGCCACAUGAAGUCUGGUUCCAAGAACACUUUGGUGGCCAACUCAGAGCUGCAAUCACAACGUUUAAGACGCCUCCGGGUGGAAACAUUACUCUAAAUGACGUCUGGAAGCCAUUUGACGCCAUCGCAGCAUCCUUAUCAAAUCAUCACAAAAGGUCGGCCGUGGUUUUGCAAGACGUAUCUCCACGCCUCGCUGCCUUGACGCACUCAGAUGCGCCAAUGCCAGGCCUUGAGUUCCCAGAUGCGGACUUAGUAACGGUGGCAAACUUCAACGACCAGAUUACUAUCCUGGCAACGAAAACAAAGCCAAAGAAGGUCUCUGUGACGGGAUCAGAUGGUCAAGUUUACAACUAUCUGCUCAAAGGAAGGGAGGACCUUAGGCUGGAUGCGAGGAUCAUGCAGCUACUUCGCGCUUCAAACAAGAUGCUACGGGCGUCUAGUGCUACGAGACGUGAAGGCUUGGCUGUGAAGUGCUACUCCGUGACGCCGAUAAGUGGUCGUGCCGGCUUAAUUCAGUGGGUUGACAAUGUGACGAGCCUGUACUCGGUUUACAAGGCUUGGCAGCUUCGGCAACAGGCAGCACAGCUCUCAUCGAAUGCUGUCUCAGGUGCUCCUCCACCUCUGCCACGCCCCAGCGACAUGUUCUACGGGAAGAUCAUUCCAGCUUUGAAAGAGAAGGGACUGCGAAAAGUCAUAUCCCGGAGAGACUGGCCACAGGAUGUCAAAAGGAAAGUCUUGCUGGAUCUUAUGAAAGAGACACCGAGGCAGCUACUAUACCGAGAGCUUUGGUGCGCAAGCGAUGGAUUAAAAGGAUUGAACAAAAAAAUUAAGAGAUUCUCCGGCAGCGUUGCGGUUAUGAGUGUGAUUGGACACGUUCUUGGCUUAGGCGAUCGUCACCUAGACAACAUCCUAAUUGAUUUUAGCUCCGGAGACGUGGUGCAUAUCGACUACAAUAUCUGUUUUGAAAAGGGUCGGAGGCUGAAAGUUCCCGAGAUCGUUCCAUUUCGACUGACACAGACUAUCCAGAAUGCGCUUGGGCCUACUGGUGUGGAAGGCUUCUUUCGAGCUAGCUGCGAAGCUGUUCUGAGCGUUCUACAGAAGAACAAAGAAGUGAUACUUAUGCUGCUGGAGGCAUUUGUAUGGGAUCCUUUGGUGGAAUGGAUGAGGGGAGAUGGUCACGAUGAGGCCACGAUUGGAGGUGAAGAACGUAAAGGCAUGGAACUUGCUGUGAGCCUCAGCUUAUUUGCUUCGCACGUUCAGGAGAAUCGUGUUGCACUUCAGGAACACCAUGAUCAGCUACUGCGGACACUCCCCACAAUCCCCUCUACUCUUCAGAGCUGGGCGGCUGGAUACGAAAACUUUGAAAGAUGCUCGACUCUUGCCUACCAUAUAAACCAGAAAAAAUAUGCUGCUGAGAACGCGGAGGUCGCUGCUAGGAACCUUUUAGCUGAAGCCUCUGGUUCUCUAGAGAAGACACACGUGACAUACGAGAUACAGGCUCGCGAGUUCGCCCAGUCCAAAGCACGUACUGCAGAGGCAGCUAGAGAAACCACACAGUGGAUUGAGCAGCGCAGCAGAGUUCUCGAUUCUCUCCGAACGGACACAGCUCCAGAACUCCAGGCACUGGGACAACGGACUCAUUCGACAGAGGCUGUUUCCUUGCUACAAGCAAUAGUUGCGUCCGGAGUAGCUUUGACAGUCCUACCCGAGCCGACACAAGUCCACUUCAGAGAGGUUGACAGGGACAUUUCGCAGUUCACAUCAGCGCGGCACGAAGCUUUGCUGCAUGCCCGAGCAACUCUGCAAGCCUAUGCUGUAGCGUUGCAGAGGCUUCUGCCAGGGAACUAUUAUACAACGAGCUACGUACAUAGCUGGGCGAAGAUACUCCAGUUGCUAAGCAUGCAAGUCACUCCGGAGGUGCUGGGCGUGACCAAACGGCAAGCAAUAGACAUUACUGCGGGAGGACGUGGAGAUCACGACGAUGUUAUCUGCCAGAAACACGAGAAACUGAGGUCACACGUUGAGCUUCUCGGCGAAGAAGUCCAGAAGCUAGAGCAGGGACGUCUACAACUUGAAGAAUCAGUGGAUCCGGAUGCGGAGAAAAGAGCCAAGGACAAACUCAUGGGGAUUUUUCUUCGUAGCCUCCAGCAGGGAAAGAAAGAUGAGGAUGACGCGGGUUUAUACGAUUUCGAGGAAAGGCGGCUCAAAGUUAUUUUGGUUCUUCAGUCUGCUGCAUCAACUAUUUACAGUGAGAUUGGGAAUCAUGCGGCUAAUCUUCAAGGUGUUGGAAUGGAGGAGUCCAUACGAAGGUGGUGCUUUCCAGAGCUCGAGGGACUAGUUGAGAGGGCUGUCCUCGUCUCGGACGUAUUGAACGAGCUUCAACAGUUCAGUGGGAAGGCUACUGGAUAUCGUGCGAAUCCGUGGGACUCAAACUCGAGUUUUACUGCAGAGUUGAAGGGAUUUACAGACUGUCUUGCUGGUAUUGAUCACCUCGUGAAGCAGAUGAUAGGCGUGGUGCUUCCAGAGGCUGUCAAGGCUGCUCUUUCACAGGAUCCAGCCGUCAUGGACGCGUUCGCAUCUUUAUCCCAGAUACGAGGAGCUAUUGACACAACUCUUGAGAAGGUGGCGGAGAUAGAGAUGCAGAAGUCGGCUUUGUUAGAACUCGAGAGAACUUAUCCUGACAGGCUGGAAGAGCUUGUGAAGCGGAAAACAUUCCUGGAAGAGGCAGCUGCUGGUGGCAAGGAUGAUCUUUCCUGGGAAGAGGCUGAGGAGCUUGCAAGUCAGGAAGACCUCUGCCGAGAGCAACUGGAGACGUUGCAAAAGGCUUGGUCUCAACGCAGUGCACAGGCUUCAGCUGUGUUAAGAAUGGAAGGACUCGUGCGAUCAGCCUUAGCGUCCGCAGACCAACGUUUCGAGGCACUAGUAGCACUGGACAGGGAUGAUCUUCACUUGAUGAGGGGAAAGGUUCUCUUGGCAGCUUUUGCGAAGCUGUUCUCUGGGCUUGAGUCGCUGGAUGCCGCUCUGAGAAGAGUUCCAGUUGCGAAGACAAUGCAGGUUGAGUCUCCUGGGCUUGAAUACAUUUGGAGAGCGUCAAACGUCCUCCAAAAGAAGACUUUCUUCGUGUGGAAGGUCUACGUGAUGGACAUUCUACUGGACUCAUGCGUUCGUGACGCUUCCAACGAUUUGAGCUUGAGUUUGGAUCAAGUUAUAAGCCAGCACAAAAGGCGACUAGAGGCUCAACUUCAGGGCGUGCUGGACUUAUAUCUGAGAGAACGCGUCUCGCCAGCCUUUCUGGACAUUAUUUUGAAGGAGGCUACCAUCUCGAGUUUUGCUGACAAUUCCGACAGUUCUAGAGAGGGGGAGGCUGCAAAGAAAGCUGUGAAGCUACUUCGAGAAUACUGUGAUGUCCACGAAACAGUCCGAGCGGCAAAGUCUGCAGCAUUUGCUCUGAAGAUACAGGCGGACGAAGCAAAACAGAGCCUCCAAAAUGCUCAGAUCGAGAUUGCUCAGAUGGAGUGGCUUCAUGAGACCGUUUUGCUACCUCGCGUCCAGUUCGUUGCCAUGCCAUCUGGGCCUUAUCCUGAGAAGUCGACGAGCAUUCGGUGGUGGAGUAGAAAGCAGAUAUUGGACAACAUACGAAACUCGAUAGCUGCUAUCUCGAGAGCUACUGAGGGCUUGCAGAAAGCGGAGCGGGCAAGUGUGUCCGCUGAAGAGCAGCUAGAAAGGACGAUGGCAUGGGCUUCUAAUCGUGCAGGUACUUCUCAGGAAUUCCGUGAACGUCUUCAAAGAAGGCAGCAACUUCUCUGGACUGGUCAAGAGCACGCCACGAGUACCGUGAGACUUUGUGUUACAGUUUUGGAGUUUGAAGCUUCUCGCGAAGGCUACCUGGAGUCAAGCUCGAGUAGCUCAUCUAGCGACGGGAAAUCCUGGCAGCAGUCUUACCAGAGCUUGAUCUUGCGGCUGGAGGCUGCCUACAUUGCGUUUACUAGUUGUGACAUGGAAUGGAAAGCCGCUCAAAAAGCGUUGGAAGCCGCGAGUGCCAAUCUAUCUGGUGUACUAAGAGAGCGCCAACUUGUAUCUAGCGAAUCCGAGUCGAGUGGAGCUGAACUACAAUCGAUAUUCUUACAACUAAGACAACUCACUCUUGAAGCUGCCGGGGCUGUGAAUGCAUUUUGCAAGGUUGUGCGAAGUCAUUCAGCUCUUACCUCCGAAGGUGCCGUCAUGCUUGAUGAGGUGCUGGCAUUGACGGAAGGAGCGGAUGGAGUGAGUGAUGUGCAUUCCCUCGCGAAAGAAGCUAUCACAGAAAGGCAGAGCCUAAUAAGUGAUCUUAAGAAGGUGCAUGCUGCUGUGGCACCUUUGGAGUUGUUGCUUUCAUCAACAGCAAACGCCAUGAGCGCCGACCUGGAUGUCAAGGCGGUCAUCAAGUCGGGGCAAUCGCCUACGUUGCAAUCUUUGGAUUUAAAGAUCAAGGAGUCUCUCGCAGAUUUGCCUCUGCACGUCUCCAGCGUUCUCGAUGCCGCACAAAAGCUGCACUCGGCUCUUACUAGCUUGGGGCGUACUGCAAGUGUAGACGCCGGUACUCUUAACAAGGCCUUUGAAGGUAUGGACGAAAGUCCACCGGUAUCGGUUUCCACUGAGGAUGUUUUCCCGUCUCAACAAAGCAACCUUCAACCUGUGGCGAAUCCGCUCGUUGAAAAGGAUGUGCUGGAGGACGAUGACUCGUGGAUAUCCCCGCCGGGUACACAGUCCGGGGACUCGGACUACAGUGUUCAAGAGUCGACAUCAACACAGGACCAUGAGGUGCAGCAAAGAAGCCAGGCUGAGAACGUCUCUGUGAUUAAAGCAUUGGCAGCUGAGGCGAUUGAAGGCCAGACACGGGCGAAGGCUGGAGUGUCACAGCAUUCUUUGUCCUCUGAGUGUGACAAGUUACACAGUGGAGAAGCUGCAAGGCCCGGAAACGACCAGAAGCAGCACACCUUGAAAGGAAACUCUAGCAACGCUUUGUCUGCAAAUGUGGAUCAUCAGUCGCGAGUAGUGAGAGGGACUGCUGUAAACGUUUUGAAACGCGUCCGAACUAAGCUUGAAGGACGUGACAUAGAUGAGACCGGGCAGCUGAGCAUUGCCGAUCAGGUGGACCAUCUCCUUCGACAGGCGAUGAGCAUUGACAACCUUUGUAAUAUGUACGAGGGAUGGACACCAUGGAUCUAAUCAGACACGGCGAUACUCCGAGGAAAGAAAGUUGGAGAUGACAGGCAGGAAGAAUCCAUUCUUUCAGGCGCAACUCCGCCGAGAAGUUCACCAACUGAAAGGAGUCAAGCCCUACAAGCACAGAUCCAGAAGAUGUCGACCGUGAAGGAACUGCGAGAAUUGCUUUCUCUGACGCCACAUCCCGAAGGUGGCUUCUUCUACGAGAGCUUCCGCGACGACUCAGUGAUACUUCGCAAGGAAACCCUCCCCUCGCAAUUCAAGGUGGACAGGCCCGUGAGCACAGCCAUCUACUUCUUGCUUCCAUCCGGCUCGGUCUCCAAAUUGCAUCGCAUCCCUUCUAGCGAAGUGUGGCAUUUUUAUGCCGGAGAUCCUCUUACAGUUCUUGAGAUCCAUGACAACGGCGAGGUGAAGCAAACAGUCAUUGGCCCCGAUCUCGCGGCUGGACAGAAGCUGCAGUACACUGUCCAGCCGAUGGUCUGGUUUGGGGCUUUUCCAACCAAGGAUUUGAUCGACACCACCAAGUGUGUCAAGGCUUCUCCACGAGACUCGGACAAAAAUUUCUCGCUGGUUGGGUGUACCGUCGCUCCGGGCUUCGAGUUUCAGGACUUUGUCAUGGGAGAAAGCGAGGAGCUCAAGAAGUUAUUCCCCCAUUUGGCUGACGUGAUAGAGUACCUUACUUGAUAGUCAAGUCAAGUAGAGCUUUUCUUAAGAAUAAAUCAAAGAUUAACAAAGAUAUCUUUGGCCUUCUCA